UUGUUGUUUGUACUGCAAUAUGGUAAAGCAUUGAUCAACCUUACCUUAAAGUCUGUAACUUAUAAACAAACCAUCUCUUCUGGAGACUAGGUUUUUGGUCUGCUGCAUAUAUAUAUAUAUGGGUUCUGGAAAAUGGUUUAGAGCAAUCAUCAACCUAAAGAGAUUGAAGAUCAGACUAUCAAAGUUGCAGUCAGUAAUCAAAAACAGGAGAAGAUAUCACGGUCAGCAGCUGAAUGAAGACAUUGCUGCCACGCGAAUUCAAGCCGCUUUCAGGGGAUAUAUGGCGAGAAAGGCUCUGCGUCGUCUAAGAGGGACAAUGAGAUUUCGGGGGAUUUUGAUUGAUGGUUGUUACUAUAACCAGCAAGUAUCAGCCACUCUGAAGCAUAUUCAUUCCUGGAGCAGAAUACAGUCAGAGAUGAAGGCUCGUCGCCUCUCCAUGGUCACUGAAGGGAGGCUCAAGCAGAAGAAAAUUCAGAGUGAAAUUAAACUGCAGGCUAAGCUUCAUGAACUCGAGGUGGACUGGAGUGGCGGGUCAGAAACGAUGGAGGAAGUUCUUCAAAGGAUACAGCAGAGGGAAGAAGCCGCAAUUAAAAGGGAGAGGGCUAUGGCUUAUGCAUUUUCUCAUCAGUGGAGGGCGAGUUCGAGUCACUAUUUUGGUCAAGCCUAUUAUGAUUUGGGGAAAGAUAGCUGGGGAUGGAGCUGGACGGAGCGGUGGAUAGCUGUUCGUCCAUGGGAAACCAGGGUUGAAGCGAAGCCUGUGAAUUCGAAGAAGGAAGGUAAUCAAACUCCAAACUUGGGACCUCUGAAACUACUUGUUUCACAGAAAUCUCCACUGAGAAAUGUUAAGAGUUCUGCAAAAGCUAGAAAACUGCCUGGCCAUAAUGCCGGGAAUCAAAUCCCUAAAGAGACAGAUACUUGAGCCAGUCAAGUUCAUCCUUCCUUAUACUCACACAAAUCAAAGAAUGCAUCAAUUCAGUCUCGACAGUGUUCCAUCUGGUUUUGUUUAUUCGGUAAUGGUUAACAAAGAGAGUGGUUACUUACUUGUGUCUAUAGCAAGAGGAAAAACAGCAACAAACAAGAAAAAUUGUUUGGCUAAUUACAACACUUAUAUGUUGUGAAUAGCCAUAAAAUAAUCCUUAUCUGUGCUGUCCUAGUACCUAAGUACUAUGAUUCUGAACAACUAAAAGGACCUAUUGAUGAUGAUGCAAGAAAGGAUACAAACUUGAAUUCUUGAAAUAUAUUUUGUUCUAUUACAUGUUA
Messenger RNA from Ipomoea triloba (trilobed morning glory), 1260 nucleotides. Its product is annotated as protein IQ-DOMAIN 1-like. Bases 119 to 919 code for a protein of 266 amino acids. Lineage: Eukaryota; Viridiplantae; Streptophyta; Magnoliopsida; Solanales; Convolvulaceae. The transcript is spliced from 5 exons. Gene Ontology annotation, molecular function: protein binding. The record is from RefSeq and is a predicted model, not a curated record.